AUGAGCGUCUCUCCGCACCCUCCUGGCGGGAACGGGCGGGCAGCGGUGCUGUCGCCGCUGCCGUCUACCACUGCAGCAGCAGCCGCGGCAAACGACGUCAGUGCCGUUAGUGUGCAGUCGGAUGCGCACCACUGCUUCGUCACCAGCCAGCGCCUACGGGACAUAGAGGCUCCGUUGAUGGAGCACCUUGCCCUGAAGCGAUACGCGCACUCUUCUGCCGGCGUCGGGGCUACAAUGGCCAAGUCGCAGCGUGCGCCCCGCCAUACCGCUGUGCCGGCGCCGUCGUCAGGAAUGCAGCAGCGCGGCGCCGACCCCGCCGCCCCACUGAGGAAGGUGCGUGUGCCCUGUGCCAUUCAACGACUGCUUGACAUGCACACCAGCCUGGCGCUGAGUUCUGGUGUGUCACCUCUUGCGACGCAGCAGCACAAAAUCUUGCCACACCCCCCUGCGGCGACCAUCCUGUCCGCCACACCUGACUGCGCCGUGCAUGAGCGAGUCGGUCUUCUCUACCACCCUCUUGCUGCUGCGCGCACGGCGUACGCGGAGACAGAGGUGCGGCCGUCCUCCAUUGGUGCCGGUGCGGCCACGGUUGCCGAUGCAACAGCCGUCGCGCCUUUCGCCAUGGCUGCCACUGCCGCUGAGAACAAGACGUACUUCGCGCUCGCUGACUUCGACGCUGCUGACGAGGACCCGCGCACGCCGGCGGAGUGGCUGGCCAUGGGUAGUAACGACGAAGGUGGUACGCCCGCUACAUCGCGCUUCUUCAAGACCACCGGUCCGGGCGGUGGCACGGUGGUGUGGCGAACGUGCCGUGUGAGGGAGUACGAUGAGGCCAGGCAGCUCUUCUACGUGCAGUGGACUGACGGCACGGGUCGAUGGACGCGCCGGCUGAACAUCCGUUUCGACGCCGAGGACGUGGGGCGGUGGGAGGCACGAGUGCGCCGGGCUGACGACUACCGUAGCGACACAGAGGCCGCCAUGCGUGAGGCGCUCUACAUCGAUUCGAUCCCGAACGCGUGCGUUACGGCGAUGGAGGAGGCACAGAUGGAGCAGGUGCUGCGCAAUGUGGCGACGCGAUUCCCCGUGGCCCAGCUGCACACCAUCCAGCAGCGGACCGAGGAGGCGGAGGCCACGUACUACCGAGCCAUGAAGCUGGCGGUGCAUACAUACAUGAUGCGCGGCGCCGCAGAGCAGGAGCGGCUGCAGAUUGCCAACUUGCCGCGCGCCGGCGCCCCGGCCCAGCCCUCGCUGCGCGACCUGCGCGGCACCCUCGAUACGCCGUCGCCAAACUUCCUCGCCGCCCGCGCGUAUCUGGCGGAGAACUGCUUCCAGGUGCACGCGCUCAUCCAGGACACGCUGCACUCGCUGCACACGCUGUGGUUCAGCUACACCCCCAAGCUACUUUCCGUGUCGCACUACCCGGGCUCGGCACUGCCGCUGCGACUGCCCUUCUUUGUCUCCACGCAGGAGGAGCACGGCGUCGCAGUGGGUGAGCGGCUCAAGGGCGAGUGGACGUCCACUGUGCAGUCCACGGUGCAGAACAACCUCGACGCAUACUUCAACUUUUACGACGACAACAUGGCGCGGUAUGAGGCCAGCCGGAUGUGCCGCUUCGUGCGCUUGGUAAACUGCAUGAUGCGCUCUCAGCUGCGCGAGCUCACGAUGGCGUCGCUUGAGUCGUACACUGCAUACCUUGAGAAGUAUGUCGUCGUGUGCGCCAACGCUGCUGACUCCGACGACGCGGCGGCGGCGAUUGUGAAGGUGCUGCCGGAGGAUGUGGCAGAGCGGGCGUACUGGGCGGAGCGCAUUGCCCAGCUCGAGGCGCGUCAAGCCGCGGAGAAGGAGCGCAGGGCGGCGGAGCAGAAGGUCGCACCAAAGAAGCGGCGCAGCAACACUGCCGCCGCAGCGGCGCCAAAUGGCGAGGCCGAGGAGGCAUCGUCUGAGCACCUCCUCUGGUGUCUCGGCACACCUCCGGUGACAGAGUCGUUAACGCAGCGUGUUGUGCAGCUCAUCCAGCGUAUCAAUGGGCUGCGGCCGCUAUUCUACACGAAGCUUGUGGUGGCAUCUCCGUUGUCCUCGAAGCCACCGCUGCAGCGCUCCUCCCAGGUCGCCGGCGACGACGAGGGCGAUGCAGCGGAGUGCGCCAUUGUGCUAGACCCGCCGGUGGACGAAAUCGAGCGCUGCGUGCUGCGUGUGGUUGCUCGCUGCCUCGAGCACAGCAACGAGGUGGCGGCCAUGGGCGACCAGUUGUUCCCAUUACUGGAGAUGGCGCCGGCGUAUCUGCGUCCACUCGGCGCCGACGAGACCGAAGUGGUCGCGGUGCGGGAGCGCGUGUUGGCAGUGCUUCGCGGCAACCGGGACGCGCCUCUCCAGCUCGUGCAGAUGUACAGGGAAUUUGAAUACUUGGCUACGGCAAAUGUGGAGGAGGUCAUCCAGGCGACGCUGGAGCACGUCGAGGCCCUUGAGGAGGUGGAUCUUCUGCUGGAGCGGCUGAGCCGCGACCGUCGUCGUCUCGGGGAGCGCACGCCGAACACUGUCACCUUCGAGCUGUACGCAGUGGACUGCUGCGAGCUGAAGGCGGCGCUGACCGCCAGGGCAGUGCAGCUGCAGCAGGCGCUGCUGGAGGCAGUGGCCACGCGACUCGCCGAGGAAUGCGCCGGCGUGCUCAGCGCGUACGAGGCCAUCAAUGCCGAGCUCACUGUGGAGCCGACGACGCCGGAGGAGCUGCAGACGAUGCGGGCCGCCCUCGCCGCCGUGGCGGCGCGCGAGGCGGCGAUCCAAGUAAUCUUCCAACAUGUGACGGAGGGCAACGAACUCCUGCUCCGGUACGGCUACCUCGUGCCGCAUGACGAGUUUGUGCACUACUGGGAGGCGUACGAGUGGCCCAAGAGGCUGGCACAGUUCGUGGAGGACCGCAACUUCCGCGCCAAGGAGUACCGCGCCGUCUUCAUCCAGCAGCUGCGUGAAAACAGCGAGCAGCAGGCGUACGCGAUCAUGCAGCUGGCCGCCAGCGUGGAGGACUUCACCCACCUUUGCGACGACGCGCGGGCGGAGGAGUACUACGAGCGGGCCCGCGCUAUCGAGGAGUCCAUUCAGUCCAGCAAGGCAUCUGCCGCCCUGUACGGGCGCCACGAGGAGCUCUUUGGGAUGACGGUCACGACGUACCCGCAGCUGACGGAGAUACAGCAGCUCUUCGAGCCGUACUUUGCGCUGUGGGAGGUGGUUUACCAUUUCAACGCCGAGACGGAGCGCUGGAUGAGCACCAAGAUCGCGACGUUGAACCCAAGAGACGUGGAUCAGAAGGUCUCGGAUUGGGCGAAGCGCGUGGCGGCGCUGUCGAGGAAGAUCAAGGAGCCGGAGGCGAUCGAGGUGGCACGGCAACUGCGGGCGAACAUCGAGCAGUUCAAGCCCCUCGUGCCGCUGCUCUAUGCCCUGCGCAGCCACCUGCAGGCGGGCCACUGGCGCGCCAUUUAUCAACAGUGCGGCAUCCCGCGUGACCAGCAGGGUUUCGGCCCCGGCGGGGUCGACAACAAUGACCAGCGCACCCUCUCCGACUUUGUGCAGCUGGGCAUGAUGGAUCACCUUACAUCGAUCGAGAGCGUCGCAUCGGUGGCGCAGAAAACGUACGAGUUGGAGUCGGAGUUGAUGAACAUGGUGACGGAGUGGAAGCGGCUGGUCUUCGAGAUGGAGCCGUACCAGGACACGUUCAAGCUCAAGGCGAACGAUGCCAUGCAGCUUACCUUGGACGAGCACAUUCUCAAGACACAGUCGAUGCUGGGCAAGCCCACGGUGCGGCAGACUCCUGCCCUGCAGGCACGCGUCACCCAGUGGUCCGACCAGCUGAACAACACGCAGAGCACCAUGGACGAGUGGUUCCGCUGCCAGAGCACGUGGUCUUACCUGGAGCCGAUCUUCGUCUCGGCUGACAUCUCGCGUAGUCUGCCGGCGGAAAAAAAGAUGUUCGUGGAGAUCGAUGAUACGUGGCACGCCGUCAUGGCCCGCACCCGCGCCACCCCCCAGAUCAUUACCCGCUGCCAGGAUGACAGCCUCUACAAGACCCUCAGCAGCGCCAACACGAACCUCGAGGAGAUCCUGCGCAAGCUGCAGCAGUUCCUCGAGACGAAGCGUAUGGCGUUUCCGCGGUUCUACUUUAUUUCGAACGAGGAGCUGCUGCAGAUCCUGUCCGACAGCCGUGACCCGUACCUCGUGCAGCCGUACCUGUGCAAGUGCUUCGAGGGCAUCAAGACCCUGACCUUCGCCGACCACCACGACAUGGUCGGCAUGGAGUCGGCGGAGGGCGAGCGGGUGCGCUUUGUACGCACCGUCAACCCCAGCGACCACCACAACCAGGUGGAGCUGUGGCUGCAGGCUGUGGAAAACGCCAUGAAGGCGACGAUACGCGAUCAGCUGCAGCAGGCCAUCGGUGACUACACGCAGCGCAAGCGGACGGAGUUUAUCCGGGCGUGGCCGGGGCAGGUCGUCAUCGCCGUUUGCUGCUUUUUUUGGACAAUGGAGGCGACACAGGCGAUGGUGGCGGAUGGCACGGUGGGGCUGACGACGUACUAUGAGAAGUGCGCGCGGCAGCUGGACGACUUGAUCCUGCUCGUGCGUGACAGCGGCCUCGGCAACGUGGCGCGGUGCACCCUUGAGGCGCUUGUCGUCAUUGAGGUGCACGCCAAAGACAUUCUGCGCAUGCUUGGCGAGAAGGGCGUCGAAUCGCCGUCGAGCUUUGACUGGCUGGCGCAGCUGCGGUACUACUGGGAGGGCGAGGAGGACAAUCAACAGCUGACGGUGCAGCAGAUCAACGCCUCGCUGCGGUACGGCUACGAGUACCUUGGCAACACGGGCCGCCUCGUCAUCACACCGCUGACGGAUCGGUGCUACCGCACACUCAUUGGGGCGCUGCACCUGAACUACGGCGGUGCGCCGGAGGGGCCGGCCGGCACCGGCAAGACAGAGACCACGAAGGACCUCGCCAAGGCGCUAGGCAAGUACUGCGUCGUGUACAACUGCUCCGACCAGAUCUCGGCCAAGGAUAUGGCGAAAUUGUUCAGGGGGCUGACGCAGGCCGGCGCGUGGGGCUGCUUCGAUGAGUUCAACCGUAUCGAGAUCCAGGUGCUGUCAGUGAUUGCGCAGCAGAUCGCGACGAUUCAAGAGGCAAUCAUUCAGAAGCGUCCCGAGUUCAUCUUCGAAGGGGCCCAGAUCCGGCUGGACAGCGGGUGUGCCGUGUUCGUGACGAUGAACCCCGGCUACGCCGGCCGUGCGGAGCUGCCGGACAACCUGAAGGCGCUCUUCCGGCCUGUGGCGAUGAUGGUGCCGAACUACGCCAUGAUCGGCGAGAUUCAGCUCUACUCGUACGGCUUCCUGCACGGCAAGGUCCUCUCGGAGAAGAUCGUGGCGACAUACCGGCUGUGCUCGGAGCAGCUCUCCUCGCAGGACCACUACGACUAUGGCAUGCGCGCUGUGAAGGCGGUGCUGACAGCGGCGGGGCGGCUGAAGCGGGCGUACCCGAUGGAGGAUGAGAUGGUGCUCAUGCUGCGCUCCAUCCAGGACGUCAACCUGCCGAAGUUUCUGUCGCAGGAUGUGGGGCUGUUCAGAGGCAUCGUAUCGGACCUCUUCCCAGGGGUGCAGCUGCCGGUGCCGGACUACGACGACAUGCACAACGCCCUCGUCGCCGUCGCCGCGCAGGACAACCUGCAGCUAACCACGUACUUCGAGGAGAAGAUCUGCCAGACGUACGAGAUGAUCUGUGUUCGCCACGGUAUGAUGCUGGUCGGCUACUCGUACGGAGGCAAGACAAAGGGGCUGCAGUCGCUCGCUGCCGCGCUGGAGGUGAUGGAGCAGACAAACAAGUCGGAGCACCGCGCUCGCAUGGCCAUCAUUAACCCCAAAUCCGUCACCAUGGCACAGCUGUACGGCAAAGUCGAGCUGUCCGGUGAGUGGACGGACGGCAUCCUUUCAAGCCGCUUUCGCCAACUCGCACAGGACACGUCGGAGGACCGCGUGUGGCUCGUGCUGGACGGUCCGGUGGACGCGGUGUGGAUCGAGAACAUGAACACAGUGCUGGACGAUAACAAGAAGUUGUGUCUGCAAAACGGAGACAUCAUUCCAAUGCCGAAGCGGAUGAACUUGAUCUUCGAGGUACAGGACCUGGCGCACGCGUCCCCCGCCACGGUGUCGCGGUGCGGUAUGGUGUACGUCGAACCGCACUCGCUGGGCUGGGCCUGCCUGCUGGAGUCGUUCUUCAACACGCUGCCGCCGUUUAUGACAGAGACGCCGCAGCUGGCCGACACGCUGCGCUUCCUCAUCGACGUUAUCAUGGCUGACAUGCUCGAGGUGACGCGCAAGCGCGCCCGCUCAAUCGUGCCGCAGAGCGCGAACACGCUCGUGGCGAGCUGCGCGAAGCUGCUUUCAUCCUUCAUGCACGGCUUCGACGAGGAUGCGGCGAUAGCGCAGACGGGCGGUGAUGAGCGGGUGCACAUGCGCAACAUGGUCAUGCGGGUGGAGGGGUGGUUUCUCUUCUCGCUGGUGUGGUCCGUCGGUGGAUGCCUGGAGCACAAGGAUCGUGAGAUAUUCAGCGCCGCCUUGCACAAACUCCUCGCGGCCCUGCCAGAGCGCCACGGUAGCCGGCACAGCUUCACGCUGGCGUUGCCAGAGGCGACAACCUCGUUUUACGAGGUCCGCUUCGAGGACGGCGCGGAGGUGCGCUUGGUGAGCUGGAUCGAUCUGAUGCCCGAGCUGACAAUACAGGCGGAGAGCGAGUACCAGGACAUCAUCGUGCCAACGACGGAGACGGUCAAGUACUCCUUUCUCAUGGAGCUCAUGGUGCGUCACAUGCACCCGGCGCUGCUUGUCGGCGACACGGGCACCGGCAAGACCAUCCUGAUGAAGGCGCUGCUGCGCGGCCUGCCGAAAGACGGUUACUCUGUCAACUUGAUCCAGUUUUCCGCGCAGACCUCCGCCGGCCACCUGCAGCGCCUCAUCGACAGCAACUGCGAGAAGCGCCGAAAGGGCUUUUACGGGCCACCAAUCAACAAGAAGAUGAUCAUCUUCAUCGAUGACACCAACCUGCCUCAGCUUGAGGAGUACGGAGCGCAGCCGCCCAUCGAGCUGCUCCGGCAGUACCUCGACCACGGGGGCUGGUACCAGCACAGUAAGGACGGUGUCGAGUUCCGUCACUUGGUGGAUGCGCUGCUUCUGUGCGCUAUGGGGCCGGCGGGCGGCGGUCGAAACGACAUCACGCAGCGCUUUAGCCGCCACUUCAACGUCUUCAGCGUACCAUCCUUCAACGAGGCGACGCUGAAGACGUUGUUUGGGCGCCUAUCGGAGUGGAUCUUCUCCCGCAACUUCCCGAGCGCGCUGCGCGGGAUGAGUGCGCCGCUGGUGGCCGCUACGGUGGAGCUGUACACGAUCCUAGUCGACAACCUCAAACCCUCGCCGGAGCGCUCGCACUACACCUUCAACCUGCGCGACGUGAGCAAGGUGUUCCAGGGCAUGGACAUGACCUACGCCCCAGGCAUCAAGGAUGAGAUGUGCCUGGCGCAGCUCUGGAUGCACGAGGUGUCGCGUGCUUUCGCUGAUCGCUUCAUUGACGACGCCGACACGCACUGGUUCCAUGAACAGGCGAGCCGGACAUGCCUAAAGCACCUCAAGUUGGAUAUCCGCCCGACCAUGGAGGACGGCAGCCCCCUCCUCUUCUCCUCACUCGCCAACGAUGACGGACGCUACGAGCAGCUCACCGACAUUGCCCACGCCCGGUCAACACUGGAGCGUAAGCAGGAGUUCUACAAAACCGCAACCCGCAGUGGCGAGCUGAACCUUGUCAUCUUCAACUACGUGCUUGAGCAUGUCGCCCGCAUCAGCCGUGUCCUGCAUCAGCCCGGCGGCCACGUGUUGCUGAUCGGCGUCGGGGGCAGCGGGCGUCGCAGCUGCGCCCGCCUCGGCGCCUUCAUCCAGGAGUGCGACUACCGGACGACGACGCCGGCGAAGGACUACGACCACAGCGACUUCCUUGACGACAUCCGCCAACUCCUCCUGCAGACGGGGCAGAAGGGGUACUCGACGGCGUUCGUGCUGGCCGACUCGCAGAUCAUCUCCGAGACGUUCCUUGAGGACAUCUGCAGCCUGCUGAACACCGGGGAAAUCCCUGGGCUGUGGGACACAAAGCAGGACCGCGAGGUCUACGAUAACGCUGUUGCCUCGCUGCGCGAUGUCGGCCGUGCGCUCGGGCGACCCGACACGACGGAGGCGCUGCAGGAGCUCUUCGUCGAGCGGUGCCGGAAGCACCUACACGUAGUGCUGUGCUUCUCGCCGCUUGGCUCGAUGCUGCGCGAGCGGCUGCGCAAGUUUCCUUCCCUCGUGAACUGCACGACGAUUGACUGGUUCCAGGACUGGCCCGAGGACGGCCUUCACUCUGUCGCCGCGCGCUUUCUCGACGACGUCGACCUCUCGGAGGAAGAGCGGACGUCCAUUCGGCAGAUCUUUGUGCAGUACCAGCAACAGGUGCGCGAACUCAGCGUGAAAUACCGUGCCGAGGCGCGGCAGCAGACCUAUGUCACCCCCACGUCCUACCUCGACCUCCUCUCCACAUUCGGCCGGAUGCUGACGUGCAGGCGGCAGGAUCUCACUUCGCAGCGAGACCGCUACGUGAAUGGGCUGCGGCAGCUGAAGAAGACGGAGGACCAGGUUGAGGUGAUGCAGCAGGAGCUGGCGCUGCUGAAGCCAGAGCUAGCAACAAAGCAGGCGGAGACGAGUGAGCUCAUUCGCCGGGUGGAGGAGGAGAGCAAGGCUGCGGAGGAGCAGAAGGCCAUCGUGGCGGUGGACGAGGCGGCGGCGAACGCGCAGGCGACGGCGGCGAAGAAGAUCAAGGAUGCCUCGCAGGAGAAGGUCGACGAGGCGCAGCCGCUGGUGGAGCAGGCACAGCGGGCCGUGCUGGACCUCGAUCCGAAGGUGCUGCAGGAGGUGAAGGCACUCAAGACGCCGCCGAAGGGUGUGAAGUAUGUGAUUGAGGUGCUGUGCACGUUGCUCGGCGGUGUCUACAAGCCGAAGCCGAUCCGCGACGCGCUCACCGGCAAGACGAGCGUGCCCUACUGGGAGCACGCGAAGGUGACCCUACUGACGGCCGAUUUCAAGAACACGCUGCUCAACGCGUACUCGGACAUCGUUGACAACGCGCCAAACGCGCAGAUCGAGGAAGUAAAGAAGAAGAUGACGGACGAGAUGUUCAAGAUGGAAAACAUCCGCAAGACCAGCGUGGCGCUCGUCGGCGUCGCGACGUACAUCAAGGCUGUGGUAGAGUACUACAAGCAGAACAAGGUCAUCAAGCCACUGUUAGCGCAGGCGGCGGCGGCACAGGCCGAGUACGACGAGGCGAUGAUCGGGCUGCAUGCCAAGAAGGAGGAGCUGCGCAUCAUCACGGAGAAGCUGCAGGCACUGACGGAUCGCCUCGACGGGGUGAACCGGGCCAAGCAGGAGCUCGAGAACCGCGUCCGCGACACGGACACGAAGCUGACGCGUGCGAAGAAACUGAUCGAGGGCCUCGGCGGCGAGAAGGCGCGCUUCGCCCACGAGUCGAAGCGCUACGAGGAGGAGCUCUUGUACGUUGUUGGCAACGUCGUCGUCAGCGCCGGCAUCGUCGCGUACAUGGGGCCGUUCCUGCACAACUACCGCAUGCAGAUCAUCGGUAAGUGGCGCGACAUGUGCGAGGCGCAGCAGCUGCGCGUGUCGGCUGACUACACCUUCGAGAAGUUCUGCGGCAACUCGAUCCACAUUCAGGAGUGGAAGCUGCAGCAGCUGCCCUCUGACCCCUUCUCCGUCGACAACGCCGUCAUCCUGAGCAACUCGAAUCGGUGGCCGCUGAUGGUGGACCCGCAGCAGCAGGCGAACCGCUGGAUCCGCAGCCGCGAACGCGACAGCGGCCUCGUCGUCGUGCGCCUCUUUGAGAAGGAUUACCUGCGCACGAUCCGGCAGGCCAUAAUGGACGGCCACCCGGUGCUGCUGGAGAACGUUGAGGAAACGCUCGAUCCGAUGCUGGAGAACUUGCUGCUGAAGCGGAUCACCAAGGAAGGGUCGAUGUGGGUCAUGCACCUCGGCGAGGCGGUGGAGUGGAACGAGAAAUUCCGCUUCUACAUAACGACGAAGCUGCCGCGGCCGCACUACCUACCCGAGGUGAGCGCGAAGGUGACUCUCAUCAACUUCCGCAUCACCGAGCAGGGUCUGCAGGACCAGCUGCUGCAGCGCGUUAUGUUGUCUGAGCGGCGCGAGGUGGAGGAGAAGAAGCAGGCGCUGACGCUUGAGGCCGCCGCCAACCAGGCCGGCCUCAAGGCGACGGAGGACCGCAUCCUCGCCAUCUUGUCCACCGAAGGCAACAUCCUUGAGAGCGAAGCGGCCAUCGAGGAGCUCGACAGCUCGAAGGAGCAGAGCGACCGCAUCGAGAAGCGGCAGGAGGAGAUCGACGCGAUGGAGCGCAUCAGCGACCGCACCCGAAACCUCUUCGUGCCGGUGGCGCACCUCGGCGCCAUCCUCUUCUUCUGCGUCACUGAGCUGGCGAACAUCGACCCCAUGUACCAGCACUCGCUCCAGUCGUACAUGGUCAUAUUUCAGGAGGCGCUGGCGAGCAGCGCCAGAUCGAGCAAGGUGGAGGAGCGCACGGAUGCGAUCAACACCACCUUCAAGCGAAGUCUGUACCAGCGUAUCUGUCGCGCCCUCUUCGCGCGCGACCAGCUCCUCUUCUCCUUCAUUAUGUCACUGAAGAUGUUCGCCGUGGAUGCGGUGCUGCUGCGCUGGCUGCUGACCGGCGGCACCGAGGAGGACGAACGCGCCGCUGCCGUGGAGAAUCCGUUCACGUGGAUGGCAGAGCCGAGUUGGCGGCUGCUGCAGCGGGCGAGCACGCAGCUGUCCGGCUUCGAGAACCUCAUCGAGGAUGUGCGGCAGAACGAGAUGUUCUUCAUGGACUACUACGAGUCGUCGAGCCCACUGGAGCUAAAGCUGCCCGGGGAGCUGCAGAGCAUGCCGAGCAUCGCGAAGAUGGUGCUGGUGCGGUGCCUACGCAUGGACAAGGUAGUUCCCGCCAUCCGCGCGUACGUUUUCGAGACACUGGGUGAAUUCUUUGUGGAGCCGCCGCUCUACGCGCUGGAGACAGUCGUGGAGGAGCUCGCUUACGACCCGUCCGUGCCGAUCAUUCUUGUGCUUUCGCCCGGCGCCGAUCCCAACGCCGAGCUGGACCGCGUCGCCGAGCUGCGAGGCAUGUUUCCGAACAAGCUCUUCAAGCUGUCCCUUGGCCAGGGCCAAAACGUGCCGGCCUGCGCCCUCAUCGAAGCGGGUACGAAGAGCGGCCACUGGGUGCUCCUGCAGAACUGCCAUCUCUACGCCGACUUCAUGCCGCAGCUGUCGCGCAUGAUCGAGGACUACAGCGACGUCGCGGCGAAGGAGCGGCUGCACCGCGACUACCGGCUGUGGCUGACAUCUCUGCCAAGCGAGGUGUUCCCGGUCGCGAUUCUGCAGAACGGCGUCAAGCUGGUGCAGGAGCCGCCGAAGGGGCUCAAAAGCAACCUCAUGCAGUCGUACCUCUCCGACCCCGUGGCGGACGCCGAGUUCUUUGGGGCCGCCCGCAUGCCGGAGGUGUGGCACAAACUGCUCUUCGGACUGUGCUUCUUCCACGCGGUGGUGCAGGAACGUCGGCAAUACGGGCCGCUCGGCUGGAGCCGCCCGUACGAGUUCAACGACACGGAUCGCCGCAUCAGCGUGCGCCAGCUGCAGAUGCUCCUGAAUGAGAACGAGCUCGUGCCGUACGAGGCGCUUCUGUAUCUCAUCGGCGAGUGCAACUACGGCGGACGUGUGACAGAUGACUGGGACCGGCGUUGCCUGCUGGCCACGCUCGAGGUCUACCUCACCCCGUCCAUCCUAGAGGACAACUACGUCUUCUGCGACGACGCGCAGGAGUAUUUUGCGCCGCCGUUUGGGGAGUACAGCACCUACCUCGCCUACAUCCAGUCCCUGCCUGCGCAGCAGCCUCCCACUGUCUUCGGUUUGCAUGAGAACGCCGACAUCACGAAGGACGAACGGGAUGCUCGCUUCCUGCUCGACGCCACCCUCAGCACGCAGCCGCGCGACGCGGCACCGGCGGCCGGCAGCAGCAGCGGUGGUGGCAACGAGGCAGAUCCCAAGACGAUGGUGAAGACGCUGGCCGCGGAUGUGCUGCACCGCCUGCCGCCACUCUUCGACAUUGAGGCAAUCCAGGCCCGCUACCCGAUCGACUACGCCCAGUCCAUGAACACGGUGUUGCUGCAGGAGGCGAUACGCUACAACCGUCUCCUCGCCGUCGUGCGCGCCUCGCUGGCGGAUGUGCAAGAUGCCAUCAGCGGUAAAGUGGUAAUGAGCAGCGAGCUGGAGCAGGUGUUUAUCAGCAUGUACGACGGCAAAGUGCCGGAGGUUUGGAAGCGCCGUUCCUACCCUUCGCUGAAGCCGUUCGGUGCGUACGUCAGUGACCUCAUCGCGCGCCUGCAGUUCCUGCGCACAUGGUACGAGGCGGGGCCACCGCCACUGUUCUGGUUGAGUGGCUUCUUCUUUACACAGUCUUUCCUGACGGGUGUGACGCAGAACUACGCCCGCAAGCACAAGAUCGAGAUCGACAAGCUUGUGUGGGAGUUCACGGUCAUGCCGGCCUCGGCAGAGACCUUCACUGAGACCCCGGAGGAUGGCUGCUACGUGCACGGACUUUUUCUUGAAGGGGCUGACUGGUCGUACGACGGCGGUGUCCUCGCGGAGAGCAAGCCGAAGGAGUUGUAUGUCGCCUUUCCAGUGCUGAAGCUGUCGCCCGCGCUGCCGGAGGAGGUGGUGCAGUGCCCCAUCUACCACUGCCCUUGCUACAAGACGACCGACCGCCGCGGCGUGCUCUCGACGACGGGGCACUCGACCAAUUUUAUCCUUACCGUAAACCUCCCCCGCGACACGCAUGAGUCGGAGAGCCACUGGGUGCUGCGCGGCACGGCGCUCUUCACGCAACUCGAGUACUAG
This is a messenger RNA of Leishmania mexicana MHOM/GT/2001/U1103, 13014 nucleotides long. RefSeq names its product dynein heavy chain, point mutation. The record is from RefSeq and is a predicted model, not a curated record. Lineage: Eukaryota; Euglenozoa; Kinetoplastea; Trypanosomatida; Trypanosomatidae. The transcript has a single exon. Gene Ontology annotation, molecular function: dynein light intermediate chain binding; ATP binding; ATP hydrolysis activity. Gene Ontology annotation, biological process: microtubule-based movement. Bases 1 to 13014 code for a protein of 4337 amino acids. Gene Ontology annotation, cellular component: dynein complex.